AUGCAGGGAACUGUGGACCCACGCCAGCAAACUGGCAUCAUGAACACCUCCCAUCCACACCAUCUCUUCGACCUGGCCAAGCAUGGCCUGCUCAAGGAUGAGUCUUGGGUCCCCUGGGCUCCACAGCUGAUCCCUUUCCGACUCUGGGAAUACCUCUUUGUGGAAGCCGUGUCUGGUAGACACAGGGAGACCGUGGAGGCCAUGAGUGUGUUUAAGGGCCUCGAGGUCCUGCUAGACCGGGGAUUUCGCCGCCCCACGGGCCACCUCAUCGUGGUGUGGCCCACAACUCGGGAGGAGGACCUGGAGCCCAGGGACUUAGUCGAGGUUGGAGAGGCAGUGAGUCUGAGGAGUGAUGACUGUCCCGGGAAAAUGAACCCACACUGGCCCGCCGACGUGAACAUGAACACCUUCCAUCUACACAGCCUCUUCGACCUGGCCAUGGAGAGCCUUUUCAAAGAUGAGUCUUGGGUCACGGUGGCUCAGCUGCCGAUACCUUUCCACUUCUGGAAAGACGUCUUCCAUAAAGCCGUGUCGAAUGGAUGUACGGCGAUCGUGGCAGCCAUGGUAGCCGCCUGCCCCUUGGCAUGCCUGGACCUGGCAAUUCUGAAGGAGGAGAAGCAGAAUGGUCCUCUGACCAUGUUGUCGAGUGUUCUCAAGGGGCUCAGUGUCCUGCAAGACCUUGGGCCUCCCCGCGCCUCAGGCCCACUGAGAGUGUUGUUGCCCACAGCUCUAGACAGCUGGCUACAUAAGAAGUUGACAACAGAGCCCAGGGGCUCACUCGAUCUACAGAAAGCAAGGCAAACGCCCAGAGAGAGGAAGAGCGAGGACUGUUCCAAGUCACCUCCGAGGCACCCAGUGGUAGAGUUGGAGCUCGUGGGAGAUCUGAGCUUCAAGAUGACACAGUCAAACGAACUGCUCACCUUCCUCAGGCGCAGGGUGCAGGAGGGAAAAGUACUGCCUCUGCUUUGCUGUCAGAAGGUGACCUUUUCGGAUGAUCUACCCAAGUUUCCAGUCAUUGAGAAGAUCCUCGGAAGUGUGCGGCUGGAUCGUGUCGAGGAGUUGAGAAUCUACCACACGGAAGACAGACGCCUCCUGUCCAUGUUGGCUCCUUACCUGCCCCGGAUGGUGCAUCUGCGUACACUGCAGCUCCAGUCUCUUGUCGUGAAGCAGGGGUCCUCUAGGCAACGACGUCUCCUGGCCAGGUGGAACACAGACGAAGAGCUGGACGGCAUCUUCACGGAAUUGACCUCCCAGCUCACCCACCUACGCCAACUCCAGCAUCUCCGCCUGAGUAAUGUCUACCUCUGUGGCAACGUCCGCGAGUUUCUCCGGCACCUCGAGUGCCCCUUGAAGUCCCUGACCAUUUCCUCCAUUCCCUGCUCGUUAGAGAACUCGGACGUGGAAUCCUUGUCCUUGUAUACCUGCACCAGCAGGCUCCGGGCGCUGACUCUCUCCAAAACAAACAUGGAACAUAUAAAUGCCAAUUUCCUCCGAGCUGCCAUAGACUGGACCUCGGCCAGCCUCGAGUCUCUGGACUUGACUGACUGUGGGCUCUUGAAUUUCCACCUUAGCACCAUCAUACCCGCCCUGAGCAACUGCUCUAAGCUCCAACUGUUUAGAUUCUCUGGAAACCUCAUGUGUAAGGCUACCUUGAAGAGAAUGUUACGUCAGAUACUCCCAUCCGGCAAGUCCAGGCACCUGGUGCUUCCCUUGCCUCACGACUGUGGCGGUGACGUUGAGGACCCUCUAGUGUUUUUAACUGAAAUGUUUCUAUUUCUCGAGCAGUUAGAGGUUCUCAGCUACCUCCAAAUGCGUGAUGACCAAGUCUCCUUUGAUGUACUUGCUGAUGUCUUGAUGGAAUGA
This is a messenger RNA of Elephantulus edwardii (Cape elephant shrew), 1863 nucleotides long. Its product is annotated as melanoma antigen preferentially expressed in tumors-like. NCBI's taxonomy places the organism in Eukaryota, Metazoa, Chordata, Mammalia, Macroscelidea, Macroscelididae. Gene Ontology annotation, cellular component: cytoplasm. The record is from RefSeq and is a predicted model, not a curated record. The coding region runs from base 1 to 1863 and encodes 620 amino acids. The transcript has 4 exons.